AUGUCCGAGUCAUUCGCUGUUCUUCGUCGCCGUCGCUCCGACGAGCUCGCUAAGCUUGCCGAUGAGCAUAUGCAGCAUGAUCUCCAAGCCGACGAUCGCGAUAAGCUGAAGGCGGCUGCCAGGAAAGUCUCCCUGUGGACAACGGUUGGAUCUGCAGUCGGUAUCUCGCUGGGGUUGUAUGCCGCUAUUCGACUGCGCAGCACUCGCAAGGCAUUCUUCGCUGCCGUCCGUGCGCAAGAAAGGCCAACCAAGGUUGUCUUCGCUGAUGGCCGUACUGAAGCUAUUCCGGACCUGACGCCACUGCUCAAGCCCACGACCCUUGGUGACUUUGCGACGUAUUUCUUCGCCUCGGCGGGUGGUCUGUUCUUAGGUGGAGAGCUCGGAUUUCUUGCUGGCUCAGCUAGCGCAGGUAGCAGCAUUACAUCUGAUCCUGAGAGCCGGAAGAGAAUCGAGACCGCUUUCAGGAGAUUCCGCGCCGACGUGCUGCGGAAAGAAGCGGAUGCUCUGGAUAAGGGCGACAAAAUGGAGGACAUGAUGUUCUAA
This is a messenger RNA of Penicillium maclennaniae, 543 nucleotides long. RefSeq lists its product as uncharacterized. Lineage: Eukaryota; Fungi; Ascomycota; Eurotiomycetes; Eurotiales; Aspergillaceae. The transcript has 3 exons. Bases 1 to 543 code for a protein of 180 amino acids. The record is from RefSeq and is a predicted model, not a curated record.